AUGAACAUUGAACCCAAAAUCGAACCCGGUUCACCACCGUGGCCCAUUCCCACGAACCCUAACAACUUCGAAAACAAGUUGAUUGAAGAUCUUAUCGGUAUUUUGCACGGAACGUAUCAAUUUGAAAAUUUUGAUAUCGUUGAAGGUGUUUUGGUGAGUAAAAAAGAUGAAUUUGAGGGAUCAGUGAAGAAGAAUUUGGGAACUAUAAAAGAGUUGUGGAGGGAAAACGGUAAAUUAGCGGAUGAGAAGAGACGAGUUGAGGAAUUGCUUGAGUCUUAA
Messenger RNA from Vicia faba (fava bean), 279 nucleotides. Lineage: Eukaryota; Viridiplantae; Streptophyta; Magnoliopsida; Fabales; Fabaceae. The record is from the annotation of a GenBank genome assembly.